AUGUCUUCUUCAACUCCGUUAGAUGUCGAAAUUUUGAUCAGCCAGCUCACGCUGGAUGAGAAGGUUGAGCUUCUUGCUGGUCAGGGCUCUUUUCGAAUGACCGGUCUGCCCAGUCAUGGCAUCCCUGCGCUCAUUACAUCUGACGGCCCUCAUGGAAUCCGUGGUAAACGAUCGUUUACUCGGCUUCCGAGCCCUAUGCUCCCUUCCGCCACGGCAAUGGGUGCGACAUUCAACGCAGCGUUGCUUUACAGAGUCGGAAGACUUCUGGGUGAUGAAGCCAAGGCUAGAGGUGUCGACGUUCUUCUGGCCCCUACCAUCUGUCUCCAGCGCUCCCCACUAAUUGGUCGUGGUUUUGAAGCCUUUGGAGAAGACCCUUUUCUCAGUGGCAUCCUGGGUUCGCGAUACAUCACCGGUGUUCAAGAACGCGGCGUCGCAACCAGUGUCAAACACUAUGCUGCUCACGAUCAAUCUGACAAUAGCAUUGAAGACAACGUAUGUAUGACUCAACGCACCUUGCGUGAGGUACACAUGUUGCCAUUUCAACUGGCUCUCCGAGACUCGGAUCCUUGGACGAUCAUGACUGCGUACAACAAGAUCAACGGGAUCCAUGUCAGCGAGGACCCUCUUCUACUCAAGCAGAUCCUAAGAGAUGAAUGGGGUUUCAAAGGUCUCGUCAUGAGCGACUGGUUUGGGACGUACAGCACAUCGGAAGCUAUCAAUGCUGGCUUGGAUCUAGAGAUGCCAGGCCCCACGGACUGGCGAGGCAAACGCUUGAGCAUCGCUGUCAACUGCAGAAAAGUGCCCCAGACGACAGUCGAUGAGUCUGUGAGAAACGUGUUGAACUUGAUCAACACGGUCAGAGGGGGCGACUCACGCAGUCCCUCUCCUGCUUCCAACACCCCUGAGCAGCGAGCUCUGAUUCGACAACUCGUCGCAGAGGGCAUUGUUCUGCUUAAGAACAGCCGCCAACAACUGCCCAUUAAAAACCCGGACAAGGUGAAAUUCGGAUUGAUUGGAGAUCAUGUCAAGAACCCUGCACUUUGCGGAGGUGGUAGCGCUGAGGUUGAACCGUAUUACUCAGUGACUCCUUACGAUGCCAUUGUCGAGGUGGUUGGCGUAGAUAAUGUGUCUUAUGCGCCAGGCUGUCACUCCUUCAGAUUCAGUCCUCUUUUGAAGGGCCUCACCACCUCGUCCGGAGCAGGAGGUUGGGAUGUAGAGAUCUUUGGGGAGAAUCCAGAUGCUCAUCCUGAAACCCCAGCUGUUGUGUCGGUUGUUGCGGAGAAGCAGCUUAUCGAUGUUCCUGAGAGUCUGCACAAGUCAAUUCCAACAAAAUACUUUGUCAGGGCCCGUGCUCGUUACACUGCCGAAACAUCGGGUCUUUUCCGCCUCGGCUUCAGCACAUCUGGAAAAGGCAAGCUUAAGGUCGAUGGACAAGAAGUCAUUGACCUGUGGACGAGCCAACCCCCCAAAACCGACUCUACUGCCUGCUUCAAUCGCCUCUCCAUGGAGAGGUUUCACGAUAUUGAAGUGACCAAAGGACAAAUUCUUGACCUUGAGGUUCUCCAGGUUAACGAGAACCUCGCUGGUGGCGUUGGCACAGCUUUGACCUUGACUGGACGAGUGGGAGGCUACGAACUUCUCGACGAGGAGCAGAGUAUCAAGGAUGCAGCAGAGCUCGCCAGCAAGGUCGACAUCCCGAUAGUGGUCACAGGUCUGUCCUCGGAUUAUGAGUAUGAAGGGAGCGAUCGCAAGAACUUGAGACUUCCUGGACGCGUGGAUGAGUUGAUCGAAGCGGUGCUGAGUGCCAAUAGGAACGCAUCCCAGAUUAUCGUCACCCAGUCCGGUUGUCCCAUCGAGAUGCCAUGGGAGUCACAAGCAUCAACACUGCUUCACGCCUGGUUCGGCGGCCAAGAGACCGGCCACGGCCUUGCCGAUGUGCUUUUCGGAAAAGUUAACCCCUCAGGCAGGCUUUCCUUGACCUUUCCCAAGUCCAUAAAACACACACCGGCCUAUCUCACCUUCUCCAAAGCUGACUACGACAUCAUGUACGGCGAAGGAGUCUUUAUCGGUCAUCGAUACUAUGAGAUGAUUGACAGAGAGCCUCUCUUCUACUUUGGUCACGGCCUCUCAUACACCAAGUUCGAAUACUCCAACCUUCAGGUCCCUCGUCAUUUCGCCUCAGCUGUCGAUCACAAGAUGCAAAUCUCGGUUGACGUCACCAACAAGGGUCCUUUCCCUGGUUCCGAGAUUGUCCAGGUUUACAUCCAUGAUCCCGAAAGUUCCGUUCAGCGGCCUAUCAGGGAGCUAAAGGCAUUCGACAAAGUGUACCUGGAUGUGGAUGAGACAAAGACUGUUGCGCUUACACUUGACAAGUACUCCUUGUCGUUCUGGUCUCAGGAAGCGUCCAAGUGGAAGGCUGAAGCGGGAGAAUACAUUGUCAUUGUUGCUGCUAGUUCAAAUCCGCAGGACGAGAUCAUGCGAACGAGCUUUGCGUUGUCAGAAACCUUUUACUGGAGUGGCCUGUGA
This is a messenger RNA of Fusarium vanettenii 77-13-4, 2526 nucleotides long. RefSeq lists its product as uncharacterized. The record is from RefSeq and is a predicted model, not a curated record. The coding region runs from base 1 to 2526 and encodes 841 amino acids. NCBI's taxonomy places the organism in Eukaryota, Fungi, Ascomycota, Sordariomycetes, Hypocreales, Nectriaceae. The transcript is spliced from 5 exons. Gene Ontology annotation, biological process: glucan catabolic process. Gene Ontology annotation, molecular function: beta-glucosidase activity.